Molecule: messenger RNA, 1173 nt
Organism: Mycosarcoma maydis (corn smut)
Lineage: Eukaryota; Fungi; Basidiomycota; Ustilaginomycetes; Ustilaginales
Exons: 1
Coding region: 1-1173 (390 amino acids)
Source: RefSeq, a predicted model, not a curated record
AUGCAGGCCACCUGGUUAAACUCGUCUGCCAAGCCACGUCGGUCGGUCUCGCUGUUGCGUGGAUUGGUGUGGAUCAGCGUCCUGGCAUACGUUCCCUUGUCCGCAACCUACUUUCUGGCGUCGGACGUGACCAAGCAUCGUUUGCAAGACGUUGUGCUUGCCUAUGUUAUCUCUCCCUCCUUUUCCUACGGAGCCGGCUCGGGAAAUGACGGACACAUAGACACAUACAUCGGGACGCACUCAUCCAUGCUCAUCCAUUCUCUCGCCGGAAGUCUCUCCCUGACUCUCGGCUUAUCGCAGUUCUCGGACGGGUUCCGCAAGGCGUAUCCGAAGAUCCAUCGGUGGUUCGGUUACAUGUACAUUCUAGGUGGAUGUGCGUUCAUCCCACUCUCGGCGAUCAACUAUCUGUUGCGUACCGGUCCGCACCAGACAUUUUCCGGACCGGCAUUUGCCCAACUUCUCUGGUUGGACGCCGUUGCAACAGCGUUGACGGGCUUUCUAGCGCUGCACGCUGCCAUACAGCACAAGUUUGAACGACAUCGUGACUUGAUCACGUUCAACUUUGCCUUGAUGUUCUCGGCACCCUUGCUUCGUUACGGCUGGAUCCUGUUGGGUCAGUUCUGGGACGAGACAAAGGAGUUUAUCAACUUGAUCGUCGGUGUUUGGGCUUCUGGCUUCUUAAGCUCGUGUGCCAUCUUUUACAUUCGCACGCGCAAGGCACGAGCGCAACGGGCACGCACACCACUUGCGCUUAGCAUGAUCGUCGGCGCUCUUGCUUCCUCUGUCUUUGGGAUCCUGUUUCUCGCGGCGCAGCUCGAGACCACCCAGUGGUGGCGUCCUGUACCGCUGUUCUGGUCCUCGCUUCCGCCGCUGAUGGUUCAGUAUACUGCGUUUCUGGUCCUCGCCAUGGUGGCUAAAGAUGACAACAGUCGCAUUUACUGGAACACGUUCGUCCUGGGCCUCUUCACCAUCCCUUUCUGGGCGUCUGUGUCGUUUGAAACGUGUCGCUCUGUUUUUCACAGUGAUACCGGCACUGCUUGGUACGCAGCUGUGACGGGUGGUUGGGGCUCCGCCACGUUUUUCAGCUUCUUGAUCAAUGUCUAUUCGACUACCUACUUGGUCGACGAUCGAACGCUUACUGUCGGCUACCCCGCUGCCAAAGGGCUGGCAUAA